CUCUAUAGCCGGGGCGGGGUGGGGACGGUUUUCAUUCCUUUUGUCAUGCUGUAUCCCAAUGCAGAAGUGAAACAACUGCGAAAGUCGAACGCAGCAUUGCCUUACUUCCGACUCCGCCAUGAUGGCCAUCUUCUUUUUCAGGAAAACUGUCAUGGCCAAAUCAAGUACCUGCGACACCGUAGCUGUGAAGACUUUUUACGGGUUGUCAAGCCAAGUUCAGUACCAUGUUUGCAGUGAUUCGUGUUUUCAUUUGAUGGCUUAAGAACGCGCUACAAGCUGUGAUGUCUAUCUAUCUAUAGUCUCACAGCGGACGUUGGGUAGCUCCGUAGGUAGCUAGCUACAU
Molecule: messenger RNA, 343 nt
Organism: Pseudomassariella vexata
Lineage: Eukaryota; Fungi; Ascomycota; Sordariomycetes; Amphisphaeriales; Pseudomassariaceae
Exons: 1
Coding region: 46-237 (63 amino acids)
Source: RefSeq, a predicted model, not a curated record